Messenger RNA from Cyclocybe aegerita, 441 nucleotides. The record is from the annotation of a GenBank genome assembly. NCBI's taxonomy places the organism in Eukaryota, Fungi, Basidiomycota, Agaricomycetes, Agaricales, Hemipholiotaceae.
AUGGUGAGGCACACAAACGUGCUUCGCUCUCAAGCUGCGCACUCAGUCUUGGAUUCGUGGGGUUCCACUUUCCAAGAUCCAACCUACCGAGGCUCUGAAUUCCUAGAGCUUCAACAGCCUGACAGGCGGCCGCUACAGCCAUCGUACCUCAAUGGGGGACCUUGGCUUUCAACAUUCGGACACAGUAUCACUGAGUUUGCCUGCGUUUGCCGGUGUAUAACUGGCCACGCGCCCAUUGGAGCGUAUUACCGUCGCUUCAAGAUCAACAAGCCUCAUGGCUGCACUUGCGGGGCUGCUCUGCAGUCCCAUCAGCAUAUUCUCUUUCGCUGUCACGAUCGCUACUCCGUGCAUUACCCCCGCUUUCUUGGGGAUAUUGCAUCUUUUAUGAAGUACAACCCUACGGCAUUUGGCUUCACCCGGGACCCUUCGGGGGUCAGAUAA